AUGCAGCAGCGGAUGGGUAGACCACAUCUGAAGCUCCUGCAGGAGGUUGACACCAAAUGGAACGGCACAUACAUCAUGCUGCAGCGGUUAUAUGAGGAGAGAGAGCCAGUUGGUGCUGCCCUAGUGUCAAUGAGGACAGACCUUGCACCCAUCACUGCUGAGGAGUACCACUCUGUUAAAGAGUGUGAUGGUCUGUGGGAUCUGCUGGACAGCCAUGUGGUGGAGAGGCAGGUGAGGAAUGCCACCGCAGAUGCUACAGCUGAAGUCCAGAGAUACAUGGCGGAUCCUUUAAUUCCCCGGACGGAGGAUCCACUCCACUUCUGGAGAGAUGAAGCAUCUAUCAAAUACCAAGAUGUUAUUGAGCAUAUGAAACUUUUACAGCUGUUGACACAAGAAGAUGAAGAGGCUCAGAGACGCCAGGAGGCUGAACUUAAACUGCACAGAGAUGCCUUUGUGGAGUCCCUUAAUGGGCCUUACCUGUUUAUGAUCAUGUUUCAAGAUGAUCCAGAGGCAGAAACACUGUGCUGCGUUCCAGGAAUAGCUUCACUAAAAUCGUUCCUUGAAUUCCUUGACCUUGCACUUGCGUUCAAGCACCAAAUGGUGGAGCUGUCAGAGCACAAACGAAGGGAGGCAGAGAGUGGAGCAGAGUUUCGGCAUUUAUCCAUUCCGGACGCGUUUAAGGUCAAGACCAACCAAAGCAAUGAAAUCGACCAGCUCUGCAAAAGCCUCAUGACACUGGAGUUUCAGGCCAUCAGCCAGCUGGAGGACAACAUCAGAAAGUUGGAGCAGAACAUCUCAGACACGGUUGACAACUUCAGCAAAACUGCGCUCGACAUAUAUCCUUUUUCUACACAGAAAUACACGGCGAUGGAUGCACUGGCCACCGGCCACGAUAUCCACCUGCUGAAGAUCAGUGACCGAGAGACUAAUCAAGACAAAGAACUCAAACUGAACCGCAUGCGCAUCUCAGACACCCAGAGAUUUGUUGAAUAUUUGAAGGAGCGGCUGGAGUUGUGACAAAAACAGUAAUAUGUUCCCCAAAAAUAUUUGUUUGUGUAGUUUCACAGCCUGACUAAACAAUUAAGAUACAUUUCACUGUGUGCAAGAAUUUUUAUGCUUUAUAAUUGUAUUUACUUGUAUUAUA
This is a messenger RNA of Stegastes partitus (bicolor damselfish), 1144 nucleotides long. Its product is annotated as leucine-rich repeat-containing protein 48-like. NCBI's taxonomy places the organism in Eukaryota, Metazoa, Chordata, Actinopteri, Pomacentridae. The record is from RefSeq and is a predicted model, not a curated record. The transcript has 9 exons. Bases 1 to 1017 code for a protein of 338 amino acids.